AUUGUCUUCGCGUCGCGGACUAAUCACGUCAUGUGCUCCAAACUCUUCAGUCGAGUGACUUUGACGUAAUUGAGAGGCGGCAAGAUGGCUACGGCGGCUUGGCUGCAUGUCCCUAAGAAUAUGCGGCUCACUGAAGGUUUAGUGUCCGCGCUGAAAGAAGAGCGACCCGAAUAUGUACCUGCACUUUUAUCGAAUUAUCGGGAGCAUGGCGUGGUCGGGACGCAGAACUGUGGGACAGUGGGAGGACUUGUGGGCAUCAGCAACUCGCGCCUUGGCUCCAGCAAAACAAGGUUUGAGGGUCUGUGCAUGUUGUCUAUGCUGGUGAAAGACAGCUCAAGUGAGGUGUUCCAGCAGCACUGUCUCUCAUGGCUACGCUCUCUUCAGCAGAUCAUCCAGUCGCAGGCCCCUCUACCCUCUGUGCAAUUGGCAGUGAAUGUGCUACAGGACGUUCUGCAAUACUCGUCUCAGCUGCCCGAGCUGGCCAGAGAAGUGGGCCUUAACUCCAUCCUGGGCAUUCUCACAUCUCUACUAGGGCUCAAGUCUGAGUGCCACUUGGCUGCCAUGGAGGGGAUGAUGGCGUGUAUGACAUAUUACCCUCGUGCAUGUGGCUCGCUUAAGGAAAAGCUGGGGGUUUAUUUCCUGUCUAAGAUGGACUCUGACAACCCUAAAGUGCAGGAUGUGGCUUGUAAGUGUUACGGGCGGCUGCCUUGCCUCGGAGGUGUGCUCGAGCGUGGAGGAGGGGGACGCCGGGCUGAGGGAUGGACUAGUCAGGUUCACUGUCUUCUGGCAUCAGCCAAUAGCAUUCUGGGACAGUUAUACCAGGGAAUAGAGACCGAAGAAACCAUGCAGUACGAGGGUCCAGGUGUAGAGCUGCCCUUUCUUCCACUGGAUGAUGUCGAUCCCCUGUUGAUUCUUCAGCUGCGCCAUCGCUACAGAUCAGUGUGCCUGGCUCUUAAACAUACACUCAGUGUUGAUCCAGCCAUCUCAGUGCGUCUUCCCGUUCAGCAUAUCCUUAAUCUGGUGUGUCGUGCCCUGGCUGUCGGCAUUAAGAAUAUUAACGUGACAAGUGAAGGUUGCUUGAAGCUGCUGGUUUUGCCAUCAAUACAUAGUGACACUUUGGAGGUGCUCUCUGCUCUAAUUAAAGUUGUGGGUGCUGGCUUGGUGCAGUAUUGUAAUGUGCUGUCCAGGCUUUUCUCUCAGGCACUUUGUGCAUGGACGCCUCUGCCAGAGGCCAGCCUUGGCCAGCAAAGAGCAUACAGUGCUGUACGGGUGGCCCUGUAUCACACACUGGAACUGUGGGUAUGUGUAAGCAGGGCCUCUUCUUCAGUACUGCAGGGAAACUCGUCUCACUCAGAACUGCUCUUUGCUCAUCUCAUUGGUGACAUUACACCUGGAACUGAGGCUGUUAAACUCCGUGCCGGACAGGCAGCAAUGUCUGAUCUAGUUUCUGCACCUGGAAAGACAGGACCUCGGCGAACAAAAGGAAUUGGUAUAGUAGAGCCAGGCGGAGUCUCACUGCAAAGAAAGGGCGAUGCAUUAGCCAAUCAGGAUACAUGUUUUGCAGCUCUACGAGUCCUUAGACAGAUCAUAUUGACCAGCGGCACACUGUUGAAAGAAGAUCUACAUAAGAAACUGCAGGAUCUGGUGGUCCCACUGUGUGUGAGACUCCAGCAGCAGGCUCAGUGCAGUAACUGGGAUAUGGGAGGUGUUAGUGGUCAGUAUGGCAGCGCUGCCCCACGCUGUGAGCUCUAUGCCUUGCUGCUGGCUUUGGUGCUUGUCCCGUCUCCUCGCUGGCCGGCUCCACUCUCCUGCGCUGUGUGCGUGUUCAGCCAAGGACGCAAAGACCGUAAUAUCACUGUUUCCUCAUACUGUGCUGAGGCAUUGACUAUAUGCAAUGCUUUGCUUCAUCCACGGACACCGUCCAUCUCCCUCCCUCUACCUCCGCUGGCUCUAAAGCCGACCCCAGCAGCAUCUGUCCUAGCCCCUACUCAGAAUCCCUCUCUCUCCCUCCCUACACUCCUGGGGGCACCUGCACCAGGGCCUUCUUUUGCUCCCAGACAUCCUCUAAGCUUAGACUCUGCUUCACUCCUGGGUUCCUUGGAGAACCACCUGCCCCUAGGUCCUCCUGUCCUCUCCACACCAGCAGGUGUCACUGGAGUCCAAGGUGAGUUGCUACUCUCCUCCCCUGCCCAGGCAGCUGAGUUGGCAGGAUUGACAGCACCUCCUGAAACGCAGCGGCAGGUGUUUGUGCGCUAUGACAAAGAGGAGCCAGAAGACGUGGAAAUCUCCCUGGAAAGUGAUUCGGAUGACAGCGUGGUUAUCAUGCCCCAAGGCAUGAUGUUGGAGAUGCAGGAAGGAGCUGGUAACACGCAGAGUCUUCCUCCACCAACGGGCAGCGCCAUGCCUGUGCCAAAUGCUGGUCUGGGUAGUGAAGCAGGCCCUGUUGAAACCUCGCUCUCUAGCGAUCACCCCACAACCAUUGGGCAUCAGAUUCUGCCAGCUGAUGGCAACAACAUCAACUCCUUUCCAGGGACUAGUCAAACAGAGCAGCUGGUCUCUCUGGUGCCACCUCUAAACUCUAACGCUGUGCCUCUUGCAGCAUCUUCUGGUGCACUGGGUAAUUCAUUGCCUGCUGGUGCGCAGCUUCAGCAAAUGUUGAUGCUGCCUUCAUCAGGUGGACAGCAAAGUCAGCUUGGGCUGUCAUUACACAUACAACUCCAGAACCAACUAGUACAAUCCAGCCGCCAGCCAGCUGCCAAUGAGCAGGACCAGAAUGUUAUCAACAUCAACAGCACAGAUGAUGAAGAGGAGGAGGAAGAAGAGGAGGAGUUGGAGGAUGAAGAUGAACUGGGAGAGGAGGAGGAAGAGGAAGAAGGCCUGGAAGAAGAUGAAGAGGAAGAAGAAGGCAGCGAAUAUCCUGAAGAUGGGUUUUUACCAGGAGAUGACUUUGAGGGCUUUGAUGAUGAGGAGGAUGAAGGAGAGGAAAUAGAGGAAGAAGAAGAUGAAGAGGAGGACGACGAGGAAGAGAUCCAGGCAUUGGAGGCCGAAAGUCAGAGGGAUGUGAUUGGUGCAGAAGAGGGGGAAGUAAUGAUCGAAGAGCAAGAAGAGAGGAGAGUUGGCACAUUCCCCAUGGAGGGUGAAAGACCUGUAGAAGGAGGAAUUGAGGAAAUGAAAGCAGUGCAGAGCAUCUUUGAGGAGGAGGGAGUAAAGGAGAAAGUGGGCAUAGAAGAGAUUGAGAACAUCGGUGCUGUAGAGAGGAACGAAAGCGUGGUGGGAGGACAGCAAAUAGAAACUCAUGUAAUUGGUGCAGAGGGUGAGCAAAGCGAAUUAAAUGCCUCUACAGAAGCAGCUGAUCAGGAAGUGCUGCCACAAGAACAGGACGGCUCCAGACCAGAGUCAGUGGUGACUCCAGAGGAUUCUGGGAUACCAUCAGAGGGUCAGGAACAGGAAGUGGCUAUAGGGGUCAGAGAAAAUGAGCCAAGUUCAGAGGUAGAACAAGAGGAAAUACCUAAUCCAUGCACAGCAACCACUUCUGAGGACACUGAAACGAAGCAAGACAACAGAGAAAGCGAGACAACAGAGAAAGAGGUGGUUGAAGGGGUGCAGGUGGAGGAGGAAGAGACACGAGGGACAAAGAGGAAAAUAGAGGACAUAGAAGAAGGAGAGGUAUCUGAACAGAGCAGUGAGAAAAAAAAGCUGGACGAUGAGGCCAUGGCUUCCAUGUUGGCUGACUUUGUGGACUGCCCCCCAGACGAUGAGGACCACGGUGCCUCUCACUCGCAUUCUUAAAGUAAAACCUUCUCCAAGAGCCAUAACUCAUUUGUUGGUGUCAUGGACCCCAGACCUUUCCCUCUUAAUGUUCAUGCAUCAAUAAUUACAUACAGAUAUAAUUCAUUUAAACCUAAAACCUUUUAUCAAAUGUACGUUAACGGUUUUCUAUCUGUGAUGCAGUCAAGAUGUACCUUGUGAUGUCAUUUAAGAUGCAUCCUUCAUGGUAUUGUAAGUGUUUUUCUGACUUAAAUGUUAGAAAUUAUUGUGUUACAAUCCAAACAGCUGGUCAGUAUUUUGUGUAAAUUACUUUUCACUGAGCAAACAGUGGUCUUCCCAGUGUGAGGGAAGAUGUACAGACAGGCUUCUUUGUUUUCUGAACAUGGGUUGCAUGCCUUCAGUCUUCUUACAUGACUGUACCAUUGGAGUACUUUCCUUCUCUGUCACAUUUACACUAAAGAACUUGGGGAUCGCCAUGUGGAAAAUUAUAUGGUUAUUGUAAUUCUUAUGGGGUUUUUUUCUCCCUCAUUUCAGUUUUUUUUUUUUUUUAUACUAUCAUUUGUUAUACGUCUUUAUUUUCUGUUAAUUGAUCACAAAAGACAAUUAAAAACAAAAAAUUCUAAUUGUUUUGGUGCCUUUAUAUAACUAAAUACAGGGUUUGAAGUGUCCAUCAGGACUUUGUCCCAACAAAAAAGUAGCUGCAAUCUGGUGUUUAUACUUGGGUAAGAUGUCAAGCUUAUAGGACAAACACCUUGGGAGUAUUGCAUAUUGGACCAGUAGGUUGAUCGUUCAUGCAUGUUCAUAAAGAUUGGCAUAAAGAAACUCUCAUUUUGUCCAGAGAUAUUUAUUUAAUAAUAAGUUCAGAUUCCACAUAUAGUUGUUAUUGACAGUUGAAUUACAGAAGAGAUUGAAAAGACUUGACAUAUUCACCACUGCUCAAACCUCAGUUUGGUAUAUGGUAUGGGCCUGUGGUAGCCUAGUGGUUAAGGUGUUGGGCUACCAAUCGGAAGGUUGUGAGUUCGAUCCCAGGUCCACCAAGCUGCCACUGUUGAGCCCCUGAGCAAGACCCUUAACCCUCAAUUGCUCAGCUGUAUAAAAAUGAGAAUGUAAAUCGCUCUGGAUAAGGGUGUCUGCCAAAUGCUGUAAAUGUAAAUAUGGAAUCGGUCUCCCCAUGUAAGGACCUUCACUCUUCUUCAAAGGCGUUCCAGGCUUUUGGAGUGUGGCUGUGGGGCUUUACCCCAAGAACUUUAGUAAGGCACUGUUGUCAGGCCGGUGGUACCGUCAGCAUUUCAGUCUAUCCUAAGGUGUUCAAUUGGGUUGAUGUGCAGGCCACUCUGUUUCUUCCACUCCAACCUUAUCAAACCAUGUCUUUAUGGACCUCAGUUUGUGCACAGGGAGACUGUGAUGCUGGAACAGAUUUUGGGCCCCUUAGUUCUUAUAAAGAGAGAGAUUACUGCUACAGUGCAAGAUCAUUUUUGUUCUUAAUAUUAAUCAAAACAAUGUUAUGCCAAUGCAGAAUAAAUGCUUCAAAACCAGAGCUUCCCAAACUAGGGGUCACAUGAUUUACAAAUAGGGUCAGGAGAGUAUCUCCUCUUAUGCUUCAAUCAUUUAUUUUAUUAAUGAAUAUUAGAAAGAAUGCAUUUUGUGUGCUGAUAUUUUGAAAUGUUACUUGGAGGCACUGUCAGAAAAGCCAUAUUUAAAUGAAUAGUCUUAAUGGGUUUCCAAAGUAUUGUCCUAAAUAUUGGUUUAAUGUUUUUGUGAAUUUUUUUUUUCUUUUUUUGAUGUUUAUUUGUUUUUAGAAGUUAGUGAGGCUUAU
Molecule: messenger RNA, 5584 nt
Organism: Tachysurus vachellii
Lineage: Eukaryota; Metazoa; Chordata; Actinopteri; Siluriformes; Bagridae
Gene: pelp1
Product: proline, glutamate and leucine rich protein 1
Exons: 17
Coding region: 85-3789 (1234 amino acids)
Biological process (GO): rRNA processing
Cellular component (GO): nucleus
Source: RefSeq, a predicted model, not a curated record